ACCCUACUUGACUGGCUCUGUCUGCUAUUCAAGAAAAUACUUUGUCAGAAUUUAGUUAUUGAUUUGUAUUACACUGUAGAGUGUCUAUUGUACUUGCAGAGUUUAGGUAUCGGAGCAAAGAUGGCCAUUGACGAGUGUCAGUACCAGUUCCGUAUGAGUCGCUGGAACUGCAGCACAUUUGGCAAUACGACUACGAUCUUCGGAGGAGUCCUGUCUGUCAAGAGUCGAGAAGCUGCUUACGUCCAUGCAGUGUCAGCAGCUGGGAUAGCGUACACAGUGACGCGUGCGUGUUCUCGUGGAGAGCUAAACGAAUGCAGCUGUGACAGCAGAGUGCGCAGUCGCAAACCCAAAGGAAAAUGGCAGUGGGGCGGUUGUUCCGAAGACAUUCAUUUUGGUGAGAAAUUUAGCAGAGACUUUGUAGACUCUCACGAGAAUCGAGACACUGCUGAUGGUCUCAUGAAUUUACAUAAUAAUGAAGCUGGGAGAAGAGUAAGUCAACAAUUGUGA
Messenger RNA from Zootermopsis nevadensis, 507 nucleotides. NCBI's taxonomy places the organism in Eukaryota, Metazoa, Arthropoda, Insecta, Blattodea, Termopsidae. The record is from RefSeq and is a predicted model, not a curated record.